CGCGUUGUCCAACCCUGUCGUCAACAAAUUGUCUUUAACCCACACUAUUCAUUAUUUUUCUUUAAUAUUUUUGGCAAUUGUCCGACUCGCAAAUUAUUCACCAAAAAACCAUUCGAAUAAAGAGCCGCAAGGGGUCACAGAAGUGCCUCGCUAGCAGGUAGUGGUGCAUCCAGCCAGGAAGAAAGAAGCCGACUUGAGUAAUACAGCCGAAAACCAACUAUCGCAUCCCGCCACAAAAUUUCUCCCCCGCCCAUCGCUUGCUCCGGGACGCCGCCGACGACGCUGCUUGCUGUAAUAUAUAAUUUAAUUGCGUUAAAAGUGCAUUAACUAAAUAAAAACAACGGACAAGUUGGAGAAAAUUAUUUACUAUGAAAUGGCAAAUGCCUUCGGCCAUUAGUGGCGCGGCUCAUGGCCAAGUGCAUAUACCCAGCAAUGAGGAAUGUGGCAUACGUGAUGUCUGGAAGCAUAAUCUGGAGGACGAAUUCCGCACAAUACGCAAAGUAGUGCAAAAAUAUCAUUAUGUGGCCAUGGACACAGAGUUUCCCGGCGUUGUGGCCCGACCUGUGGGCGAAUUUCGAUCCACAGCGGAUUAUCAUUAUCAACUGCUGCGAUGCAAUGUCGAUUUGUUAAGGAUCAUUCAGCUGGGACUGACAUUUAUGGAUGAUGAGGGUAAAACUCCACCGGGUUACUCAACAUGGCAAUUCAAUUUCAAGUUUAACUUGAGCGAGGACAUGUAUGCCCAAGACUCGAUUGAUUUGCUACAGAAUUCGGGCAUACAAUUCAAGAAACAUGAAGAGGAUGGCAUAGAUCCCACUGAAUUUGCAGAAUUACUAAUGAGUUCUGGUAUUGUGCUAGUGGAUAACAUUAAAUGGCUUUGCUUUCACUCUGGCUAUGAUUUUGGUUAUCUGCUAAAACUACUUACCGAUCAGAAUCUGCCCGCCGAUGAGGCGGACUUCUUUGAAUUGCUACACAUCUAUUUUCCCAACAUUUUCGACAUCAAAUAUCUGAUGAAGUCAUGCAAGAAUCUUAAAGGUGGCCUUCAGGAAGUAGCUGAUCAAUUGGAAUUACGACGCGUUGGACCGCAGCAUCAGGCCGGAUCGGAUGCAUUGCUAACGGGCAUGGCGUUCUUUAAAAUGCGUGAGAUGUUCUUUGAGGAUAAUAUUGAUCAUGCGAAAUAUUCGGGACAUUUAUAUGGUUUGGGCACAUCGUUCAUUGUGAAUGGCACCAAUUUCCAUGAGAAUAAUGGCGAAACGAAUAGCGCCUCAUGAUUUAUCCUGAUGAGUAAUGUUGUUGUACCGGAUAAGAAAUUUGAACACGAAUCAGGAGGUGGUGGUAGUGGUGGUGGCAGUGGCGGUAGUGGAAAUGGUGGAGGUGUAUUAGCAGAUGCAACAGCAGCAGCACUAACAACAACAACAGCAGCAAUAAUGACAUCAUCAUCAUCAUUAACAACGACAACAAUACCACAAAUAGCAGCACCACCAAUAACACUAACAACAACAACAAUAGCAGCAGUAACAAUAACAUCAAUCUCGUCGCCAACUCCAGUCAGGAUAAUCAAUACCAACAACAACAACAACAACAACAACAGCGGCAGCAGUCAACAACAGCAUUCAGCCGCUUUAUUGCAAUAAUUAUUUUCUUGUUUUUUUAUAACAUAAGAAUUUCUACACCGUUUAUAAACAAACACAUAGACACACACACACACACACAUACACCCAAAAACAGCACACACCAUCACAAUGUAACACACACACAUACUUCCCUUGGUGAGCGUUUGUAGUAAUCCAAUACCAAUUGCUACGCUAGGAUCUUCUUUUUCUAAAUCAAACAAGAAAAUUCGCUACAAAUUCAAUUCAAUUUAAGAACUAACAAAAUACAUUUAAAGAUAAAACAAAAACGCUAAAAAAAUAUUUGUAAAUCCAAAAGGAAAAAACUAAAACCAAAAUACAAUUUCAAUUUCUGCAUGUCUUUAAAUGUUGCAACACAAAACGAAAAAAAAAAACCAUACAAAAACAAAACAAAUUAAAACUAAGUUAACUAUUGUAAGCCCCACAGAUGGCGGCAACCAAUCUAGAAUAUUGUGUAUUUGUAUCAAAAAACAACAACAAAAAAAAAACAAAGGAAAACGGAAAAACCGUUUUACAAAGUAAUAUAUAAAAAAAAUAUUUUUAAAUUAGUGUAA
Messenger RNA from Drosophila willistoni, 2182 nucleotides. It is a transcript of the gene Pop2, whose product is annotated as CCR4-NOT transcription complex subunit 7. Gene Ontology annotation, molecular function: poly(A)-specific ribonuclease activity; nucleic acid binding. Bases 369 to 1268 code for a protein of 299 amino acids. The record is from RefSeq and is a predicted model, not a curated record. Gene Ontology annotation, cellular component: P-body; CCR4-NOT core complex; CCR4-NOT complex. Lineage: Eukaryota; Metazoa; Arthropoda; Insecta; Diptera; Drosophilidae. The transcript is spliced from 4 exons.